AUAUACACGACGUACGACACAUGAUUGAAAAUGCACUUUGUCGGCGUGCUCGAGUGAGCUCCGAGUAGCAGAAGUGCAUUUAAAACAUGUCAAACUUGACAAGAUGAGGUUAAGAUACAUGGUUCUGUUUUUAAUUCAUUUUGCGCGGGAUUUGCAAGCAUGCACGGGGAGCUCGUCGGGCAACAAUACCACAGAUCACCAGCAGGUGUACAAUCCCAAAGGUCCAUUAGUGAUGUGCAAAUUUCUGCCAAAAGAAUUUAUCGAAUGUGAAGAACCAAUCGAUCAUAAGGGUAACAAAACUGCCAAAGAAGAAACUGGAUUUGGUUGCGUAAAGUUUGGCGGCUCCAGAUACGAAGACGUUGAAAAGACUAAAGUAUCAUGUACUGUACUCCCGAAUAUUGAGUGUUACGGACCCAGAACAUUUACCCGUGAUGGUGUUCCUUGUAUAAAGUACAGUGACCAUUAUUUUACUACGACUUUAUUGUACAGCAUACUGUUAGGAUUCCUGGGCAUGGAUCGGUUUUGUUUGGGACAAACUGGCACUGCUGUCGGCAAGUUAUUAACGUUAGGUGGUGUGGGAGUGUGGUGGAUUUUCGAUGUGAUUCUGUUAGUCAUAGGUUCUUUACAACCUGAGGAUGGUAGCAAUUGGAAUCCUUAUGUAUAGCAUUUAACACUAAUACAAGGAACUCUUGAACAUAUGAAAUAACUGUAAGUGUUUUUGCGAGCUAUCCUUUAUAAUGACAUUUAAUAAUUUCACAUUUAUG
Molecule: messenger RNA, 764 nt
Organism: Ceratina calcarata
Lineage: Eukaryota; Metazoa; Arthropoda; Insecta; Hymenoptera; Apidae
Gene: amrt
Product: TM2 domain-containing protein 2 amaretto
Exons: 3
Coding region: 104-664 (186 amino acids)
Source: RefSeq, a predicted model, not a curated record